This is a messenger RNA of Vollenhovia emeryi, 2853 nucleotides long. RefSeq lists its product as uncharacterized. The record is from RefSeq and is a predicted model, not a curated record. The transcript is spliced from 2 exons. NCBI's taxonomy places the organism in Eukaryota, Metazoa, Arthropoda, Insecta, Hymenoptera, Formicidae. Gene Ontology annotation, molecular function: nucleic acid binding. Gene Ontology annotation, biological process: DNA integration. The coding region runs from base 1 to 2853 and encodes 950 amino acids.
AUGUCGAUAGUAAAAAAUACAGACGUUGACGGUUUUUACAUGCCCCAUCAUGCAGUAGUUAAAGAGUCGAGCUCUACAACUAAACUUCGAGUAGUCUUCCACGCGUCUGCGAAAUCGAGCAAUAAUACAUCUUUGAACGAUCUUUUAAUGACAGGGCCCACGAUACAAGACACAUUAUUUGCACAUUUAAUUCGUUUCCGUAAGUACAAGUAUGUUAUAACUGCCGAUAUUGAGAAAAUGUACCGGCAAGUAUUAGUACACGAAGACGAUAGAAGAUUUCAGAGAAUUCUUUGGCGUAAGGCAGGAAAAAUAGAGACAUUUCAAUUGAAUACGCUCACAUUCGGCGUUUCCUCUUCGCCAUUCCUAGCAAUUAGAACAAUACAAAAACUCGCAGAUGACGAGUGUUACAUCUAUCCUAGGGCAGCCGAAGUUCUGAAAAAUCAUUUAUAUGUCGAUGAUUUGUUAUCAGGUGCCGAGACUCUCAAGGAGAUUCGGAAAAUUAGAGAUGAUAUAAUCGCUUUAUUGAAAAAAGGUGGUUUCGCUAUUAGACAGUGGGCAUCUAAUGAUUCGCGCGCGAUCGAUGAUUUGUCAGAUAACGCAUUACAUGCCAAUUUCGUUCUAGACGGAGAUUAUUCGUUAAAGACAUUAGGUAUUUCUUGGAGCACACGUGACGAUAAAAUAUGCUAUACGACACAACCGAUUAAAAUAACAGGUAUGGUGACUAAGCGGAAGAUUUUAUCAGAAAUCGCAAAGCUGUUCGAUCCAUUGGGAUUAUUAGGACCGAUCUCUUUCGAUCGCGGCUUAAUAGCACCAGAAUUUCGCGAUAUCCAAUUACAUGGAUUUUGCGACGCCAGUGAAGUCGGAUAUGGAGCGUGCAUAUAUAUACGAUCGGUUGGUAAACAUCGGAACAUUAUUUGCAAAUUAGCAUGUGCUAAAUCACGAAUCGCACCAUUAAAACCCGUCACUAUACCUCGACUUGAGCUUUGCGGCGCGUUGAUUCUGGCACGAUUAUAUCGCGAAACGAGUAAUUCUUUAAAGAUCACACCUAACAAAGUCGUUUUUUGGAGCGAUUCCACUAUUGUUCUUCAAUGGUUAAAGACCUCGCCUCAUUUACUCAAAACUUAUGUCGCUAAUCGAGUCGUAGAAAUACAAGACCUGACUGGUUCAUAUGAGUGGCGACACGUCAAAUCAGGAGAUAAUCCAGCCGACGCCAUUUCGAGAGGUCAAUUACCCCACACUUUCUUACGAAACGAUACUUGGCACUCGGGACCGCGUUGGUUAGUCAGAAAUGAGAGCGAGUGGCCUAUCGAAAACAUGCAAUUAACCGAAUUAACCGAAUUAAGGAGAAAUGCUUGUCUUACGAUUCACCUUGACAGCGAAAUACUUAAAAGAUAUUCUUCUUAUUCAAAGUUGUGCAGGGUUGUCGCAUAUUGUCUUCGGUUUCGACUUUCAAAUAAAAAUACUGGACCAUUAGAUGCGACAGAAAUAAACGAAUCCGAGAUACGAAUAUUAAGAAUUCUUCAAUCUACUCAAUUUUCGAACGAAAUAAAAAACCUGACUUCCACGCGUCCAAUACAUAAGGGGAAGAUAGCAGAGUUAAGUCCUUUUCUGGACGAACACAAGUUGAUUCGUGUUGGAGGACGCCUCCAAAGAUCAGGAUUACCAUUUUCACAAAAACAUCCUAUUCUGCUUCCAAGUCGGAAUUGCCUGACAGACCAAAUUAUUCGCGAAGUUCACGAAAAACAUUACCACGCGGGCAUUCAAUCCACGUUAUAUAUACUUCGUCAGAGAUUUUGGUUACUUGAUGGUCGAAAUCAAGUGAGGAAAAUUAUACGUUCUUGUACGCGCUGUCACCGUUUCAAUGCUAGUGCAUUCGAUUACAAGAUGGGGAAUUUACUAUCAGCUCGCGUAGGAGAAGCAUUCCCGUUUGCUCACACCGGAAUAGAUUUCUGUGGACCAUUCCACAUCAAGGAAAAGAAAUAUCGAAAUCGAACUCGAAUGAAGGUUUACGUAUGCAUUUUCGUGUGUAUGACCAUAAAGUCGGUCCAUCUUGAGGUCGUUAGUGACUUAACUUCCGACGGUUUUUUAGCAGCACUACGACGCUUUGUCGCGCGACGUGGUCUGCCGGAACACGUCUUUUCCGAUAACGGGACCACCUUUGUAGGCGCGAAUAAUCAGCUGAAAGAAAUGUACGUCCUAUUCAACUCUGACAAACACAAGAAACAAGUGAACAAAUAUGCCGCCGAACAUCGUAUAUUGUGGCAUUUUAUACCUCCAAUAGCACCGCACUUUGGAGGCCUGUGGGAAUCCACUGUGAAAUCAUUCAAACAUCAUUACAAACGAGUAGUAGGCGAUUCUCUGUUCACAUUCGAAGAACUAAAUACGUUCACUAUCGAAAUUGAAGGUAUCCUUAAUUCUCGUCCUAUUACCUCUCUUUCCUCAGAUCCGAACGACAUGUUAGUUUUAAGUCCCGCUCAUUAUUUAAUUGGCAAGCCUAUAACGACCUUUCCGGAGGGCGAUGUAUCAUUUGUUCCAGCAAAUAAAUUGUCCACCUGGCAGCACAUCACGAAGGUGCGACAGGACUUUUGGUCUCGCUGGUAUCUCGAAUACUUGAAUGAACUGCAAAGAAGGAGCAAAUGGAUCAAAGAUGGUCCCAAAAUCGACAUCGGAACAAUUGUAUUAAUCAAGGACAAAAAUCUUCCAUGCACACGAUGGGCGCUCGGCAGAAUCAGCGAACUACACUCAGGCAAAGACGGUGUAGCUCGAGUUGCCACCAUCAAAACCGCAGUGGGAGAAAUAAAGCGAAAUACGAAGUGCCUAUGUCCUCUCCCGAAUAACAUUACACCUAAUUAA